CCAACCGCCAUAAAACAAAAAGAAGAAGAAGAAGAAGAAGAAGAGUUUUCCGUCCCACUCGACCGAGUAUUUAGAAGUCUCGGUCAGAUGGACAAGAACACACAUUGAGAAACGGCCUGUAUUUAUAUCUUUGCAGACUGUUUAUGGGACAUUAAAGUUACUGGCACCUGAAUGAACAUCGUCAUCAUUGUGCGAGUGUAACAGUAGCAGCGACUAAUCAGCCAGAAAGAUGAAACCGAUCCAUCUGUUGUGUCUCCUGAUGAUCACUGGAAUGGUCAGCUGUGACAAUAACGGUUUCAUCAGAGUGGUGGCGAGAGUCGGUGAAGACGUGGUUUUACUGUGUUCCCUCAGCCCUGAGGUGGACAUCAUACAGGCUUUGUUUGACUGGAUGAAAGGCCGACAGGAAGUGUUUCUGUAUGACGGUGGCGCUUCUCGGAGUGGAGACCCACAGUUCCAAGGACGAGUGUCUCAUUUUCCAGACAAACUGAAAAAUGGCGACGCCUCCAUCGUCAUCAGAAACAUAACACUGUCUGACAGUGGAAACUACUCCUGCUAUUUCCCACGUCUUCAGCAACAAAGAUUCUUCAUUGAACUUUUAGUUGGUAUAGUUGCAAAGCCACGCGCCAUGAUACUCGACAACACAAAAGACCAGGCGCUGCUGCAGUGUGAGGUUCGUGGGGCUUUUCCAAAACCAAAGAUCUCAUGGAUUGACAGUAAUGGGACCAUCCUUCCUGCUACGGAGAAGCUCGAGGACUCAGAUGGUCUCCACUACCCUCCAGCUCUGACGUUUCAAACCAACGUAACCAAACCCGGCGUCUUCCGCUGUCGAGUCACUCAGGAGGAACUCAACCACACCACUGAAGCUCAGAUUUCCACAAUCAUCUGUAGUGACAAAAAUGACAAAACAGUAACAGGAUCCACUGGAGUACAUGUUGGUGUCGUUCUGCUUUUGGUUGUUGUCAUAUUCAGUUCAGUUGUUGCUGGGAUAUAUUGGAGGUGCUGGAGACCUAACAGAGAGACAAUCCGCGCUAUCUUCUCACGUAAGGCUAAGCGACCUGUCAUGGAGAGUCAAGACAAUCACGAUUCAUCCCUUCAUCCAUCACCUCUCUUGGCAAAUCCUCAAGAAACAAGAGAACCAACUGAAGAAGCAGAACCAGAUGAAGCUUUGAUGACCCCCCUGCAGAAAAGUACUACAAGCCCAAACAACCACUGCCAACCUUUUUUUCAGUAGUCAAAACACUGGAAAAAAGUUCAGAAUGAUUUUCAAGAUACUGCAGGACAGUAUUUCUUAUAUAGACGCCUGAUGUAAACUGUCUCUGAUGUACAAACUGAUUUUUCCUUUGCAUCGUCUCAGUCAGUUUGUUUUUUAAGAGAAAGUCGACAUCAGGUUGUAAUUCUUUAAAGUUCGCUGCUUUGCUGAACUCAGUGACAUUUUCCUGAACUUUCCUGAAUCAGAACACAGGAGAAGUGAAACAUCACUGACAUGUCAAAUGAUUCAAAAUUAGUUAUUACAGAUUCAACAAGUAGAGUGUUUUUGUUAUGAACAAUCCAAAAGAAAUACUUUAGAAAAGCUGUAUUUAAUAUUCAGGUCCCAAAGUAGAAACUCAAUGAAACCAAAGUGAAUCCAGCUGUGAUCACUAAAACUAAACUGAGUCCACCUAUGAGCUGUAUCUGUGUCUGCAUCAUGGCUCCACAUGGAAAAGAAUGAACAGAGGAACUGAAAAUAUGACUGUGAGGCUUCAAGGAUGGAAAAAGAUCCAAGAUCAACUAAACAUCAGUGAACCACAGAGUCAGCAGUAAUCAGGAGGUCUAGAAGGAGUUACUCCUUUUCUAACCCGAAUAUCUCGUCAUAUAAACGCACAUUGGAAUAUCCCCAUAGAAAGAAACGUUAAUUUGCGUUCUGCGCAUGUUUCAUCCAAAAGGACUCUUGGUCUUUUGAGUACUGCAACUACUUGUAUGCCGCGUCUGGCACGUGACCCACCGGAAAUACACAAGGAGAGGUAAACAGACAUGGAGAAACCCACACGUGGCACCACAGCGUCAGCACAGCGUCACACUUUUUUCCAGCUUGUAGAACAUGUUUCAACACUGUAAUUGACAAUAUUUAUUCUGAAAUUAAUUAUUUAACGUUCCAACCAAUUUCCACACAAGCUGACACACCACGGUGGGAAAUUAGCAGCAGCCAGAUACUGGUUUAAUUUGACAUGGUUGGUAGAUUUAAGGCACAAAAUGAUCAUUUACAAUGGAAUGAAUCAUAUUUGGACAUAUCUGUCAGUGGCCUAAAAAGUUAAUUUCACUUCCUGGCGGCUGGCGCACACAUGUUCACUCACACGCUCACGGCUUGUCACGUCAACAAGAACAGCACUGAGAGAGCACAGUACUCCACCAAGACUGUUCAUUACCUGACCUUGUGCUGAAUGCAGGUGUGUGUUCUACAUGUAUACAUACUGAACCACGGGACCUAAAUAUGUAGCUAUAGGACUCAGAAACACCUCCAGAAUUUAAUCAACUGUUCCUUGUAUCAUUUCCGAUACGUCCACAGUGGUAGAUUUGUUGUAGGAUCACAAUCGUGAUCGUCAGCAGGCCAAUAUAAGCUUUGGCUUAUAUUAAAGGGAAAGCCAGCAAAGAGCAGCUGAAAAAAAUAAGAAAUGUGAAAACAAUUGAGCAGAAAUGAGUGAACUUGAGUCUGUGAUCAGAAAUAAAGGAGGACGUAUGAAGUGUUCAAGAACCUCAAUAAUGAAAGGUGGACUGACUUUUGUGGCAUUGAGUUUCACUGUGGAGCCUGAAUUUUAUCUCUGGUAAAUCUAAACUUUUAGUUUUAUAUUUGACAUCAGAGGAAAUACUCUAGAAGUAAUCUGAUUACUGUAGAUGAAGCAGCUUUAAAUCAUUUGACAUUUAGCUGAUCACAUGUAGGUGGUUUCAUUUCUGCUGAGUUCUGGAUGUUAGAGGCCUUUUCUGUGACUCAGGUGGUAGAGGGUUUUCCACUAAUAACAAGGUUGGUGGUUCAAUCCCCGACUUCUCCACAUGCUGAAGUGUCCUUAGGCAAAACACUGAACCACAAGUUGGUCCUGAUGGCAGGCAGCACCUUACAUGGAAGUUCUGUUUCCAUUGGUGUGAAUGAGAAAUAUUAUCAAACACUUUGAGUGUCAAUAAGGAAGAAAACUGCCUUAUAAGUGUAGAUGUAUGUCUGUGUAAGACCUUUUUUAUUCAGAGUUAUUAAGUUAAAGCAGAGAAGUUGUCUGUUUUUGUAUUCUGCCAAAGUUACAGCACUUGAUGAUGUAAAAAUGUUGAUUCUUCAGCCCUCCUGGAGCUAAUAUAACCUCAUUGUUACAGGUUGCCUCAUAUGAACGGAUUUUCUUCUUUUCUAACGUUUUGUCAAAUAUCUAUAAACUUUUAUACUGCAAAGUUUCCAUCCAAAUGUCUUAAAGUUUAGAGUUACAGAGUUUUAGUUAAGAGUUUUGUGAGUCUGUAUCCUGUUGAUGUUUCAAUCGAUGAUUUGCCUUUUUAGUGCAUCGAUGAACUCACAUCAUGCUGCCAUUUAGUUGUAUGUAUAUGUAGCACUAUUUAUUUUUUAUCAGUGCAAUGAGCAUUUUAAAAUUAUUGCUGGAAUUUUUCAGUAAAAAUGUACAGAAAAAUGACAGUGACUGAUGUCAGUGAUGAUGCACUUGUGGUUUUUCUUUUUUUAAAUAACAGUGACAGACUUUGUUUUAUUUUCUUGAUUAUCUUAUCGUGUGUUGUGUUCUUUUCAUGUGUCUUUAUUUAAAUGCUGGACAGAUCUUUUGUAGCACAAACUAUGCAAUUAACAUUUAAUCUGACUUUAAUCUUAAUAUUAUUCACAUUGUCACUGUUGUGAAUACUUUAUCUUUGUCUGCUCACUAGAACUUGCAUUAAAAAAUAAAAAUGUCUGAUUUCCAUCCACA
Messenger RNA from Acanthochromis polyacanthus (spiny chromis), 3920 nucleotides. RefSeq names its product butyrophilin subfamily 2 member A2-like. The record is from RefSeq and is a predicted model, not a curated record. The transcript is spliced from 8 exons. Lineage: Eukaryota; Metazoa; Chordata; Actinopteri; Pomacentridae. The coding region runs from base 230 to 1231 and encodes 333 amino acids.